This is a messenger RNA of Gymnodraco acuticeps, 3004 nucleotides long. Its product is annotated as interleukin-17 receptor C. The coding region runs from base 207 to 2363 and encodes 718 amino acids. The record is from RefSeq and is a predicted model, not a curated record. The transcript is spliced from 16 exons. NCBI's taxonomy places the organism in Eukaryota, Metazoa, Chordata, Actinopteri, Perciformes, Bathydraconidae. Gene Ontology annotation, molecular function: interleukin-17 receptor activity.
GAGCUGUCAUGAGGCAGGACACGAGGAACACAUUUGGAACUUCACAACAGUUUGGCGUUGGAAAGCAACGGUCACAGGAUUCUCCCAGAAAUCAGCCCUGUCAUGCUGUGCUGCUGGGAGGAACUACGGAUAACGGGCUCCACAUUUACAGAUGAGGAGAGUGUAGUCUGGAGCAGGAGUCGUGCGCCGGGGAGAGACUCCAAAAUAUGGCUCCCAGGCUCCUCCGCGCGCCGCAGGUUUCUCUCCGGCUGCUGUCAGUAAUGCGCUUCUGGCUCUUGAUGUCCGCGAGAGCGCUGGAGAUAAUUGACAGAGACGCACCUGAACUCACCUGUAGCGAGGGAUUAACUGACUGCACUGUGAGCCAAGACCUUCAAUUUAUGACCAAUCAAGAUGGCACUAUCGAUGUUACAAAUGUGCAGCUUAAAGUGAUUCUGUGCUGUUCAGCCACAGACUGUGAACCAGGCCUGCAAGUCCUCAUCACAGUACAAGAAGUUGAUUUAGUAAAAGAGGCUUCUGAUCAGUCUGGAGACCGCAGUGAUGAAGAGAAGUUGUCUAACACGAAUCAAACGGCAGAAGGAAGUGGCACAGUUCCAGAGCUGAGAGCUACGGUGAUAGUAUGUUUCAGCUCUCCAGGCUCCAUGGACUUUUGCAAGACACUCCGGUUUAAACCAAGCUCCUCUGGUUUAGAUCAAGCUUCUUCCCAACGACCCAAGCAUAAGCUGGUGUUGACAGAGGAAAAAGUGACAUUGGGCAAUCCCCUUGUGGUUCGAGUCUCAAGUUCAAAUAAAAUGGAAGAAAUCACCAUCCCAUCUUUGGAAGAAGUUUGCUCCAUGAAUCUAAAUAGGACUUUAAAGAAGUGUGAUGUUCCCAGACUCCGAUUUGAUCAUGAGAGAAAUGUCGUCGUCCUCCUCCAGAGAGAAAACUCUAACGUCACUGAUGAGCUCAUGGUUUGGAAUCACCAGACUGGAGAGGUUAUUGUGUGGCCCAAAGACGACAGAGAGAUCAUCCUUCCGUCCAAAUUUGUUGCACCAUGCAUGUGCUUUCAGGUAUGGUGGAAGAAAAAUGAGCUUCGAAACGAAUACUGCCCUUUCCUAAACCGACAAGAUGUGCUGGAAAGAAUGCAGCACAAUGUGUCUGUGUCUCUGAAGGAGUCUCUGCAGAGGGGGGGAGGCUCUGUGCUGAUCUGGAAUGUGACGGCCCCCUGCAGGCUGAACGCAGAGGUGAGCCUGUGCAAGAAGGACCCUGCAGGGGGCCGCUGUGAAGAGGUGAAGGGCUUCAGACAGGAACUGCACAAUCAUACUGGCUGGACGAAAAUACGCACUGGAUAUUGGAAAACUGAUACGUUCAAUAUCUCGUCGCAUCCUCUGCUUUGUGUUCAGAUAAAGAUACAAGGGAUCGAGUCAUACUUAGAGCCACAGUGUCCAUUUGCAACAUCUCGAUGGAGAUGGAGCUUGCCACUCCUCAUCGGACUACUACUGAUGUCUUUGGCCUUACUAGGGGCAUAUCUUAUGCAAGGGGUCCUGAAAGGCUACAUGUGGAGAUGGUUGAAAGACGAAGAUGUUAAAGGUGCUGUGGGUGGGGGUCAUGUGGUGUUGCUGUACCCACCUGAUGACAACCAGGCUUUGCCAGAGAUGAUGAGUCACCUGGGCUCUUCCCUCCUGGCUCUGGGCUUCACCGUGUCUCUAGACCUGUGGAGUCAGACUGAGCUGAGCGUUUUGGGCCCUGUGCCCUGGCUCCACUCAAGACUGAACCGGCUGCAAAAGCAGGGGGGCAAAGUGGUGCUGGUCCUCACCCAGGCUGCCUGGAUAAGGGCUGAAGAAUGGGGGGCUCGUAGCUCGGAGAGAAACAAUCCACACAGAGACAUAGAGGAGACAGGAAGAAGCUACACUGCGUCUUCGCCCUGUGUAGAUGUGUUUACUGCCUCAUUGAGCUGUAUCCUAGCAGACUAUUUACAGGGCCGUGCCGGUGAGCGGUUUGUGUUGGUGCAGUUUGAAUCACUUCCACCUGAGCCUCCCGGUGGUUUUCGGCCACUGCCAGAACUUUUCCGCGGCCUUCAUGUCUACAGCCUUCCAUCCCAGAGUCUGGGUUUUUUGACAGAACUGGCAGGUGCUCGGCAAAUGGCCACGGCCUCAGCCAGACGGAAAAGAGCAGGCGGGCUCAGGAUGGCGUCCAGAGCGCUGGCACAGGGGCUGUCAGGGUUCACAGCAGGGACAACUGUAUUACGCCUGGCAGGAGUGUCCCAGAGCUGUGUCGGGGUAGGGGUUGAAGACUCAGGGGAAACAGUGCCCUUGCAGCAAUGUCUUAUCACGCCUCCCUCGAGCACUGACUCUAGCCCGAAGCUCAAUGCGAUGGAGUGGGUCUAACAGCAGGAGGGGAUUACUAAAGGCUUCAGGUUUUGAAUGCCAGUAAAGCGUUGAAGUGAUACUCUGGUAGAAGUUCAGAUAAAGCGUUAUCAAUUUGAAGGAUUUGCAUUUGCUGGUCUAAUCCUAUGGGGUCUGGUUGAGAAAAAGGGAUAAAGUUGUUCAUUUUCUUUUUAUUAAAACAGUUCUUAUAGCUUGAACUAUUGCUGCUCCAGAGCAAUAGAAGCACAUAACACUAUACCUCACACUACUUCUAAAAGAAAACUCUAAUUGAUGCACAGCUUGAUCACCAGCUUGAACAUGGUUUGUGAUGAAUAUAACUUAUUUUGAAAUCUUCAUACCGAAAUUACAUUAACAUACAAAACAAUAUUCUCAAAGAAGUAAAUCGCUCUUCUGAUUUUUCCUAACAAUAUGUUGUUUAUUUAGGCUGUUGACCAGUGUUAAACUGUGUGUGUUUGAUACAAUUAACUCGUUUUUGACAUUCUGCAUGCACAUGUAUUGAAUAUAAAUGCCAAUAGAGACAUGAAGAUACUUGUAGCAGCAUGGUGAGUCUGUUUUAUACUGUGUUUUGUUUUACAGUUAAUGUGUGAUCGAAUAAAUAGUCUGUCUGACUCAGGAAGUCAGAUUAUCUUCUUAUUACAAAA